Molecule: messenger RNA, 1674 nt
Organism: Penicillium waksmanii
Lineage: Eukaryota; Fungi; Ascomycota; Eurotiomycetes; Eurotiales; Aspergillaceae
Exons: 2
Coding region: 1-1674 (557 amino acids)
Biological process (GO): transmembrane transport
Cellular component (GO): membrane
Molecular function (GO): transmembrane transporter activity
Source: RefSeq, a predicted model, not a curated record
AUGGAUUCACCCAAUGCCAUGGCCGCUCCCUCUGCAGCCAAGACUGACCAAGACAUCGUGCCGCCCAGCAUGGACUCCAAGGACGCUGUGAUCAGCCAGGACGAUCGCGAAUUGCUAGAUCUUGGCUACAAGGCUGUCCUGGCGCGCGGAUGGGGCUCCUUUGACAAUUUCGCGUGCUCCUUCUCCGCGUUAUACUGCAUUGGCGGAAUUCGCGUGUCGUUCUACAUCGCGCUCAGCGCUGGUGGACCUGCAGCAAUGUGGAGCUCUUGGCUUUCCGGUAGCAUUCUCGCAAUCAUCACCGCCGCAUGUCUCGCCGAGGCUUGCUCCGCAUACCCCGCCGCAGGAUCGAUCUACUACUGGGCAUUCCGAUCGUGGGGUGGUGGACAACUUGGUCGCUUCGUAUCAUUCCUUGUUGCGGCAUGGACGCUUGUCGCCUGGACAGCUUUUCUGGCGAGUGAUUCUUUUGGAGUUGCCAAUUACUUGGUUUCCGAGGUCCUGGUCUUUGAUCCAGAGACGACUUUCCCGACCGAUGCCUCCGAUGUGCGCGCGAGAGCCGUCGCUUGGGCAUUCUCUUUGCUCUUCUUGGCCAUCGCGACGUCGCUGAACUUCCUGCCUUCGCGUAUGUACUCUUGGGUUUUCCGGGCCGGAGUCAUCGUCAUUAUCAUUGAUAUGCUGCUCAAUUUUAUCUGGCUUCCCAUCGGUGUGGCUAAGACAUACGGGUUUCAAACUGCCGAGUAUGUCUUCACGUCCACCUAUAACGGCGGCGAGACAAGUCCCGGUCUCAACUGGGUCCUGUCUUGGUAUCUUGUCUCGAGCUGCCUGGUUGGACAAGAUGCGUCCGGUCACGUCGCUGAAGAGACUAUCUCGGCGAAGAAGGCAGCUGCUCAGGGUGUGUUCUGGGCGACCGUCGCAUCUGCUCUGUGUGGUUUCCCAAUCAUCAUUCUGUUCCUAUUCUGCAUGCCCUCCAUCGAGACUUUUUACGACACCAGCGCACCCCAGCCAUUCAUCAACAUGUACGCCCUUGCCUUGGGACCUCGGGCACAUGUGGUAAUGACAAUCAUCUCCAUGUUCGGCUCAAUCCUCAACACUUCCAUUUCCUUGGUGGCGGUGUCGCGACUUGUCUUUGCCGUGGCUCGCGAUGGUGUCUUCCCAUUCAGCGAUGUUCUCUCCCGCGUGUCCAAGUCUAAGCAGCCACACAACGCGGUGAUUUUCAUUUCGACGAUCGCUGCGCUUCUUCUGUGCACCCAAUUGCCCUCCCAGGUUGCGUUCUCCAGUCUUGUAUCCACUUCGGCAGCGGGCUCCAUCGCAGCAUAUGGCCUAGUCGGUCUCGGUCGGACUUUCAUCACUCGCAAGUCUUUCCGACCUGGGUUCUGGGAUCUGGGCUGGUUUGGCGUUGUCGCUGCUAUCGUCACCUUCAUCUGGAACGGAUUCUCCUUUGCGGUUCUCUGCGCACCUCAGUACUCCAACAGCGCCAUUGACGGCGAUUCCAGCCUAUUCAACUAUGCAAUCGUCAUAAUGGGAGGCGUCACUAUCAUUGCGCUACUAGAGUGGUGGCGCAAGUCCAAGUCCGAUUGGUUCCAGCACCUGGAGUCUGGCGCCACGACAUCCACGACUGAUGGCUCAGCGACCCCCGAGAGAAAAACCGAAACAACCUCGGAAGAUAUGGCUGUUUAG